Molecule: messenger RNA, 6181 nt
Organism: Callithrix jacchus (white-tufted-ear marmoset)
Lineage: Eukaryota; Metazoa; Chordata; Mammalia; Primates; Cebidae
Gene: MAGI3
Product: membrane associated guanylate kinase, WW and PDZ domain containing 3
Biological process (GO): signal transduction
Cellular component (GO): cell-cell junction; cytoplasm
Molecular function (GO): protein binding
Source: RefSeq, a predicted model, not a curated record
AUGUCGAAGACGCUGAAGAAGAAGAAGCACUGGCUCAGCAAGGUGCAGGAGUGCGCGGUGUCCUGGGCCGGGCCCCCGGGCGAAUUCGGCGCGGAGAUCCGCGGUGGCGCGGAGCGUGGCGAGUUCCCCUACCUGGGGCGGCUCCGCGAGGAUCCCGGCGGGGGCACCUGCUGCGUCGUCUCGGGCAAGGCGCCCAGCCCAGGGGAUGUGCUGCUGGAGGUGAACGGGACGCCUGUCAGCGGGCUCACCAACCGGGACACCCUGGCUGUCAUCCGCCACUUCCGCGAGCCCAUUCGUCUCAAGACUGUGAAACCAGGCAAAGUCAUUAAUAAAGAUUUGCGACAUUACCUAAGUCUUCAGUUUCAAAAAGGAUCAACUGACCACAAACUGCAGCAAGUGAUCAGAGAUAAUCUCUACUUGAGAACCAUUCCAUGCACUACAAGGGCCCCCAGGGAUGGGGAAGUACCAGGAGUGGAUUAUAAUUUCAUUUCUGUUGAACAGUUUAAAGCACUGGAAGAGAGUGGAGCAUUGUUAGAAAGUGGAACAUAUGAUGGAAACUUCUAUGGAACUCCCAAGCCUCCAGCAGAACCCAGCCCUUUUCAGCCUGAUCCAGUUGAUCAGGUCCUCUUUGAUAAUGAGUUUGAUGCAGAAUCUCAAAGAAAACGAACUACAUCUGUCAGCAAGAUGGAAAGAAUGGAUAGCUCUCUUCCUGAAGAGGAAGAAGAUGAGGACAAAGAAGCUAUUAAUGGCAGUGGAAACACAGAAAACAGAGAGAGGCAUUCUGAGUCAUCUGACUGGAUGAAGACUGUUCCGAGUUAUAACCAAACAAAUAGCUCCAUGGACUUUAGAAAUUAUAUGAUGAGAGAUGAGACUCUGGAACCACUGCCCAAAAACUGGGAAAUGGCCUACACUGACACAGGGAUGAUCUACUUCAUUGACCACAAUACCAAGACAACCACCUGGUUGGAUCCUCGUCUUUGUAAGAAAGCCAAAGCCCCUGAAGACUGUGAAGAUGGAGAGCUUCCUUAUGGCUGGGAGAAAAUAGAGGACCCUCAGUAUGGGACAUACUAUGUUGAUCACCUUAACCAGAAAACCCAGUUUGAAAAUCCAGUGGAAGAAGCCAAAAGGAAAAAGCAGUUAGGACAGGCUGAAAUUGGGUCUUCAAAACCAGAUAUGGAAAAAUCACACUUCACAAGAGAUCCAUCCCAACUUAAAGGUGUCCUUGUUCGAGCAUCACUGAAAAAAAGCACAAUGGGAUUUGGUUUUACCAUUAUUGGCGGAGAUAGACCUGAUGAGUUCCUGCAAGUGAAAAAUGUGCUGAAAGAUGGUCCCGCAGCUCAGGAUGGGAAAAUUGCACCAGGUGAUGUUAUUGUAGACAUCAAUGGCAACUGUGUCCUCGGUCACACUCAUGCAGAUGUUGUCCAGAUGUUUCAGUUGGUACCUGUCAAUCAGUAUGUAAACCUCACGUUAUGUCGUGGUUAUCCACUUCCUGAUGACAGUGAAGAUCCUGUUGUGGAUAUUGUUGCUGCUACCCCUGUCAUCAAUGGACAGUCACUAACAAAGGGAGAGACUUGCAUGAAUCCUCAGGAUUUUAAGCCAGGAGCAAUGGUUCUGGAGCAGAAUGGAAAAUCGGGACACACUUUGACUGGUGAUGGUCUCAAUGGACCAUCAGAAACAAGUGAGCAGAGAGCAUCCAUGGCAUCGUCAGGCAGCUCCCAGCCUGAACUACUGACUAUCCCUUUGAUUAAGGGCCCUAAAGGGUUUGGGUUUGCAAUUGCUGACAGCCCUACUGGACAGAAGGUAAAAAUGAUAUUGGAUAGCCAGUGGUGUCAAGGCCUUCAGAAAGGAGAUAUAAUUAAGGAAAUUUACCAUCAAAAUGUGCAGAAUUUAACACAUCUUCAAGUGGUAGAGGUGCUAAAGCAGUUUCCAGUAGGUGCCGAUGUACCAUUGCUUAUCUUAAGAGGAGGUCCUCCUUCACCAACCAAAACUGCCAAAAUGAAAACAGAUAAAAAGGAAAAUUCAGGAAGUUUGGAGACCAUAAAUGAGCCUGUUCCCCAGCCCAUGCCUUUUCCACCCAGCAUUAUCAGGUCAGGAUCCCCAAAAUUGGAUCCUUCUGAGGUCUACCUGAAAUCUAAGACUUUAUAUGAAGAUAAACCACCAAACACCAAAGAUUUGGAUGUUUUUCUUCGAAAACAAGAGUCAGGAUUUGGCUUCAGAGUGCUAGGAGGAGAUGGACCUGACCAGUCUAUAUAUAUUGGGGCCAUUAUUCCUCUGGGAGCAGCUGAGAAAGAUGGUCGGCUCCGUGCAGCUGAUGAACUAAUGUGCAUUGAUGGAAUUCCUGUUAAAGGGAAAUCACACAAACAAGUCUUGGACCUCAUGACAACUGCUGCUCGAAAUGGCCAUGUGUUAUUAACUGUCAGAAGAAAGAUCUUCUAUGGAGAAAAACAACCUGAGGACGACAGCUCUCAGGCCUUCAUUUCAACACAGAAUGGAUCUCCCCGCCUGAACCGGGCAGAGGUCUCAGCCAGGCCUGCACCCCAGGAGGCCUAUGAUGUUGUCUUGCAGCGAAAAGAAAAUGAAGGGUUUGGCUUUGUCAUUCUCACCUCCAAACACAAACCACCUCCAGGAGUUAUUCCUCAUAAAAUUGGCCGAGUCAUAGAAGGAAGCCCAGCUGACCGCUGUGGGAAACUGAAAGUUGGAGAUCAUAUCUCUGCAGUGAAUGGGCAGUCCAUUGUUGAACUGUCUCAUGAUAACAUUGUUCAGCUGAUCAAAGAUGCUGGUGUCACCGUCACACUAACGGUCAUUGCUGAAGAAGAGCAUCACGGUCCACCAUCAGGAACAAACUCAGCCAGGCAAAGCCCAGCUCUGCAGCACAGGCCCAUGGGACAGUCACAGGCCAACCACAUACCUGGGGACAGAAGUGCCCUAGAAGGUGAAAUUGGAAAAGAUGUCUCCACUUCCUACAGACAUUCCUGGUCAGACCACAAGCACCUUGCACAGCCUGACACCGCAGUAAUCUCAGUUGUAGGCACUCGGCACAAUCAGAGCCUUGGUUGUUACCCAGUAGAGCUGGAGAGAGGCUCCCGGGGCUUUGGAUUCAGCCUCCGAGGAGGGAAGGAGUACAACAUGGGGCUCUUCAUCCUUCGUCUUGCUGAAGAUGGUCCUGCCAUCAAAGAUGGCAGAAUUCAUGUUGGUGACCAGAUUGUUGAAAUCAAUGGGGAACCUACACAAGGAAUCACACAUACUCGAGCUAUUGAGCUCAUCCAGGCUGGUGGAAAUAAAGUUCUUCUUCUGUUGAGGCCGGGUACUGGCCUGAUACCUGACCAUGGUGAUUGGGAAAUUAAUAAUCCUUUAUCUUCAAAUGUGAUUUAUGAUGAACAGUCACCAUUACCCCCAUCUUCACACUCUGCUUCCAUAUUUGAAGAGUCUCACAUGCCAGUAACUGAAGAAUCUUUAAUGAGAGUUCAGAUAUGUGAAAAGGCAGAAGAAUUAAAGGACAUUGUGCCUGAAAAGAAAAGCACUUUACAUGAAAAUCAGCCCGAGGUAAAGCAUCAGUCUCUUCUCCAGAAAAAUGUGAGUAAGAGGGAUCCACCCAGCAGUCAUGGGCACAGUAACAAGAAAAAUCUAUUAGAAGUAGAAAAUGGUGUUACCAGAAGAGGUAGAUCAGUUAGUCCCAAAAAGCCAGCCAAUCAGCAUUCAGAGGAACAUUUGGAUAAGAUUCCUAGUCCUCUAAAAAAUGACCUCAAAAGAAGACCCAGAGAUCGAUCCCUCAGCCCCAGCAAGGGGGAAAAUAAAAGUUGUCAGGUCAGCACCAGGGCAAGGUCUGGACAAGAUCAGUGCAGAAAAAGCAGAGGUCGGUCUGCCAGCCCGAAGAAGCAGCAAAAAAUUGAAGGAAGCAAAGAUCCAGCAAAUGCUAAGGCCAAAUUAUUAGAGGGUAAGAGUCGAAGAAUAGCAGGCCGUGCAGGCGAUAAUGCUGAGGAGAUCCCAGAUGGGAAGGAAAAGUCAGGCGUCAUCAGGAAAGAUGCAAAGCAGAAUCAGCUGGAAAAAAGUAGAACAAGGUCUCCAGAGAAAAAAAGCAAAAGAAUGGUUGAGAAGUCUCUUCAAUCCAGAAAGACUAGUAACACUACAAGUAAAGUAGUAUCUGAAAAUGAAAAAGGAAAGAAAGUAACCACAGGAGAAACAAGUUCUAGUAAUGAUAAAAUAGGAGAAAAUGUCCAGAUAGCAGAAAAGAGGCUGAAGCAAGAACCUGCAGAGAAGAUAGUUUCAAACAGAAUAGAAGAUCACAAAGGGAGAGAACUAGAGGCAGCUGACAGAAGCAAAGAGACUGGAAGAUUCAAACCUGAAAGUAGUUCUCCAGUUAAGAAAACACCGAUAACUCCGGGGCCCUGGAAGGUGCCGAGUGGAAAUAAAGUCGCAGGCACUACUGGUGUGGCUGAGAAACGGCAGUAACCUUUAGUAUAAAACAAAGAAACACAAGUUGUAAUCUUUUCUUACAGCAGCAUUUUUCCAGAAAAAAAAAAAAAAAAAAGCCUUUUUCUUUUCAGAUAUUCUGAAACAGAUAAGUACAUGUUAAUGUGAGCAUCAAGUUACCUAGGCUGCAUGAAGGGCCUUAGGAUUGCUAAGAACCAACUGUCCCCCUGGCUGGCUGUCCUGCCUUGCACUCAGGAAGGAGCUGCAUCCACAUGCUCAUCUGAUCCGCCCUGCUCAGGCUGCCCAGCUCGUCUUAAUGAGUGUCUGAACAAAUGUUGAUAUUAACAGUGUGGUCACAACUCACUUUGUAUUUGUGCCAAGUUAUCUACUGUAUCAUGUCUGUUUUUAUCCUCGUUCAGCUAUUUCCACAGUAAAGAACAAGUUAGGUUUGGCUUGGAAGUUGAUGUCCUCAAUAGCAUGUUGCAUGUUUACAGAGAGAAAUAUUUGAGUCCUUGCAGAGGAAGAGACUGUCAACUCACCAUUAAAGAUGGCACUUGUCUCUUCCAACAGCUACUGAUGAUGUCCCAGUUUAAAAAUAAACCCCCCAAACAUCACUAACUUCACAGGAAAAAAAAUGUAGUCCAAUACUGAUGCUUUCUUAUGGCUUUAUUUUAAUUUGGCUGGAUAAGUUGUUUCAAGUAAGUGUUAAAGAUAGUACUUACAACUGAAUGUUUGAAAUGAGAAAGUACUUAAAGCAAUAGAGUCCAUCUCCUGCUGUGUUAUCCAACAUUGAUGUACAGUUACGGCAUCUCAGGUCACCCUUUUUAUUUGUUAUUUCAUUAUGAAACCAUAAAGAAGCAUGUGGAAAAUAGUGUUUAUUGCUCUUUGAAGAAAAACCACCAACUAUUUCUGGAUAUUUUGGCUUUACCUACUACUAAAGUCAUUAGUCUUUAAUACAUAAUGCAUAUUUGAAAAGGAAACAUAUACAUCAUGUGAGGGACUUAACCACGAAACCAGUUUCACAGUCCAGGUACCAACUCUUCUGGUAGCAGGUGUACAAGCUUGGGUGUUUAGAGCAACCUAUGUAAGGUAUUACCCAGCAAGUAAGGACAAAAGUGUAGACAGUACUUACUGGAUCUUAUUUAACUUUUAGCUACAUUAACUUUCUUACUUAAAAACAAGAAAGGGAGACUAAACAUCUGCUUAGCUUGUACACAUUUUCAGAAUUCUUUUAAAAAGUCUAGUUAAACGUGUUUCUUAGAAGUUGGAGACUGUUAACUUCCGUAAAAUAGAUCAGGUUUUUCAGUUCCCUGAAGCAGCAUUCAGUAGCAUCUAUAAAUAAAGGCACCUUCUGAAAAUAAAAAACUCUCUUAUGGAGUGUGUGAACACACUUGUUCUGUCACCCUGGGUUCAUCUUGUUGUGAAGCACAUUAUGUCCAGGUCCUUCCCUCUGGGAGUCUGACUGUGAAACUCUUUAACCCAACAACUGUAUUAGCCCCUGUAGAUAAGACAUGCUUCCCAGAGUGAGAUUUUUGAAAUCCCUUUUCAUCCAGAACUGUAUUUACACACCUAUUGUAACUAUUCAAAUAAAGCAAAAUUAUUAGGAGGCUUGAUAAAUACUAAGAAUUUAGUACCACAGAAAUUAUUUAUUUUCCCUAUAGUCCACAGAUAGUGAUAACAAAUCCUAUUUUUGUUAACGGUGACAUAACUUUGAUGUCCUAUGUUGUCCUAUGUGGCUCUUCCUUUCUAAGUAACCUCUGUACUGACUAUA